Rhipicephalus microplus (southern cattle tick) is the source of this 1450-nucleotide messenger RNA. Its product is annotated as deoxyribonuclease-2-alpha. The record is from RefSeq and is a predicted model, not a curated record. Gene Ontology annotation, molecular function: deoxyribonuclease II activity. Gene Ontology annotation, biological process: apoptotic DNA fragmentation. NCBI's taxonomy places the organism in Eukaryota, Metazoa, Arthropoda, Arachnida, Ixodida, Ixodidae.
CGCAGCUGACAAUGAUCUGUUCUCGAGCUAUGAAGUGCAACAGUGCUAUCUGAGCAGCUAUGUCCGCAUGACGACGGAAAACGCUGCGUGAUUUGCUCAGAGAAAAAAUUUUCUAAAAUCCAUGACUACAUGUGUUCUCAAUUUAUUCAUCACCGACUGUUCAACUAGCAAGAAAAAAAUAGACCAGGAUGACUUCUGUACCAACGACUGGCCUUCUGUGCUCUCUCCUGUUGUAUAUCUGCAAUACCGCAUUUGUUAUGGGGCGAGUCUCAUGCAAGAACUCUAUGAGAAAGCCCGUUGACUGGUUUGUUAUUUACAAACUGCCAAAAACGAAGAAUUCUAUUUACAACUAUAGACCACUUUUCGGUGAAGAAAUGGCGUACUACGGUAGUGACUCCAAGGGAGGAAUGUGGAAGUUACUGUCAUCUUCUAUAAACACGACGAUCGGAAAUCCUAUUUACUAUACAUUGGAACCAAUGUAUAAGGAAAAGUCAAGUGUUGCAUACCUGACUUACAAUGACCAAGUGCCUCACGAUUUUCACGGCGAAAGAAAAGGACAUUCUAAAGGCGUUUUGAUGGCGGCCAACGAUAAAGGAGGAAGUCUUGUGUGGCUGCAGCACAGCGUUCCCCGAUUUGUGCAAAGUAUACACAAAGGCUACGUAUAUCCGCCCAACGGACGAGAGAACGGCCAGCUCUUUUUGUGCCUUUCCAUACCGCUAAAGUUUGUGGACAUAAUAGCAUAUCACCUUCAAGUACAAGCGGCAAACGUCUACCAGAGAAACCCUCUAGAAUGGGCCAAAAGAUUUUUCGUGUUCUGGACUCUUCUUGAGAAAAUAUACGUGACAAGGAGGCUGCCUUUAAGAAUGGACUAUCUAUUUACGCAAAGAGGAAGGCUCGUUCUAGCAAUUGCGAAGCCUCCCAAGUGGCCAAGAGACAUCUACACAGAUGAAUUAAAAGAUACGAUGAAUGACAGUAUAGUCGUGCAAUCAUGGACAAAUGGUAAUGGCGGCGUGCAGGAAAAGUUCUGUCGCUCUAAGUACCAAGUCACUGACGUGCAGACAGUGCUCAUUCAUACCGCAAAUGGGCAGCUUUCCUUUUCAAGCAGAGAGGAUCACAGCAAGUGGUCUGUGACACGAACAAAGAAUGUAUUUUGCUUCUCCUCCCUUAACCGUAUGAAAUCGCAAGCUGCAAGAGGAGGAGAAAUUACGUGUUUGUUCGAAGUUCGUAUGGCCAUACUGUUCAAGAAUACCAUAGGUGAAAGAACGAAAUGCACUGCGGAUAAGGGCGAGUGAACGUGCAAAAUAUGGCAAGAAGCUGUUCUUUCCGACAUAUUUUAUAUCACCAUGAGUGACCUCUCUCUAAAAUACCUAGGAUCUUCUUGCGUGCCUUUUUUUUCAGUGUCUAGCAAAUGAUUUCUUCCCGAAAUAUAUUGUAAGCAAUCAGCUGCAAA